This is a messenger RNA of Euleptes europaea (tarantolino), 1293 nucleotides long. RefSeq names its product 5-hydroxytryptamine receptor 4 (gene HTR4). The coding region runs from base 120 to 1283 and encodes 387 amino acids. Lineage: Eukaryota; Metazoa; Chordata; Lepidosauria; Squamata; Sphaerodactylidae. The transcript is spliced from 7 exons. Gene Ontology annotation, biological process: chemical synaptic transmission; regulation of appetite; adenylate cyclase-activating adrenergic receptor signaling pathway. Gene Ontology annotation, cellular component: plasma membrane. Gene Ontology annotation, molecular function: G protein-coupled serotonin receptor activity. The record is from RefSeq and is a predicted model, not a curated record.
CCGACCACGUAAAGAAGAGAGCCGGACCAUGGUGUGGGCGCCCGAGCUUCUCCCCCGGCAAUGGAUCACAUUUCUUCUAUGGAUGCUGAACUCCCAGUUUUCCAUGCCUGUUGCCUGUGAUGGAAGCAAUUGAUGCUAAUGUGAGCUCAACUGAGGGAUUUGGCGUGGCAGAGAAGAUUGCACUGCUCACCUUCAUCUCUGCAGUUAUUCUUAUGGCUAUCCUGGGAAAUCUGCUGGUGAUGGUGGCUGUAUGCAGGGAUCGGCAACUCAGGAAAAUCAAGACCAAUUAUUUCAUAGUAUCUCUUGCCUUUGCUGACUUGUUGGUGUCAGUUUUGGUGAUGCCAUUUGGAGCCAUUGAGCUGGUUCAGGAUAACUGGAUUUAUGGGAAAAUGUUCUGUUUGGUCCGGACGUCUCUAGAUGUUCUGCUCACGACAGCGUCGAUUCUUCACCUCUGCUGUAUCUCAUUAGACAGGUACUAUGCUAUCUGCUGUCAGCCUCUAGUUUACAGAAAUAAGAUGACUCCAAUGCGCAUUGCUCUAAUGCUGGGAGGCUGCUGGGUAAUCCCAACGUUUAUUUCUUUUCUCCCUAUAAUGCAAGGCUGGAAUAGCAUUGGCAUUGUAGACCUGAUACAGAAAAGACAGUUCAACAAGGUGUCCAACUCCACAUACUGCAUAUUUAUGGUCAACAAGCCCUAUGCUAUCACUUGCUCAGUGGUGGCCUUCUACAUUCCGUUUCUGCUGAUGGUGCUAGCCUACUACCGAAUAUAUGUUACAGCCAGGGAGCAUGCUCACCAAAUAGGAAUCCUCCAGCGUGCAGGGGCACCGACAGAUGGGAGACCACACCAUCCAGAUCAGCAAAAUACGCACCGUAUGAAGACCGAGACAAAAGCAGCCAAGACUCUCUGUAUCAUUAUGGGAUGCUUCUGUUUAUGCUGGGCACCCUUCUUUAUCACAAACAUAAUAGACCCUUUCAUAAAUUAUACAGUUCCAGGCCAGCUAUGGACUGCUUUUUUGUGGCUGGGGUACAUCAAUUCAGGACUGAACCCCUUCCUUUAUGCAUUCUUGAACAAGUCUUUCAGACGUGCCUUCCUUAUCAUCUUGUGCUGUGGUGAUGAACGAUAUCGAAGGCCUUCCAUAUUGGGGCAAACUGUUCCAUGUUCCACCACCACUAUAAAUGGAUCAACACAUGUACUAAGGUACACAGUCUUGCACAACGGACAUCACCAGGAACAUGACAAGCUUCCAAUCCACAAUGACCCAGAAUCCCAAGAAUCCUGCUUUUGACUAAGGGCCC